UUAGAUCAUAAAUAAAUGAUGACUAAUAUUAGGUUCAAACAAAUAAUAAAAAGAAAAAACAGAAAAAAAUUACUACUUGAUUAUCAAAUAAUAAGUUCAAUUUAACUACAACAGAUUCUAUAAUUUUUUCCUUAAUUAUUGGUGGUAACAAGAGAGACCAAAAGAUUAAAAAUGAGUCCUAGUUGGCCCUGACGCUGCGCCAGUGGGUCCAAAAUCGAUAUUUCUGUUGAAUCCGCGAAGACAAUACUAUCAGUACGGCGGCCGGUGUUCAGGUCAAGAAUAGAUUUGUUUUUUCCCCCCCCUCCUCCAUCAUUCUUCAAUCUCGCUUCCCCAGAACCUCUCUUUCAUCGGAUGCCUACCAUGUUCGAAUCUGGCUCCAGUUUUUCCACUGGGAAUUUGCUCGGUCAAUAAUAAUUAUCAUUAAUUUAAUUAAAAACCCCAAAAAAAUUAAUCUUGAAUUGAAUCGUUCUUCGAAAUUAUGCUGUCAGAUUCAGACCCCACUUCAGUCAGCUUGAAUUCAUCACCGCUUGAUUGCCCGCUACCACCACCUCCGGUGGAAGUGGAACCACCUGAAACCCAGAAGCCGGCCCUGCCGCUAAGGCCGCCUUCAUCGUCCGAUGAAGAUUUCUUCUCCUCAGCUUCCAUUGCCUCUUCUUCAUCAUCGGAAGACACACAUCAGAACACACCGGCCCCGGCCCAACUACCACCUCAGAUCCCUCUUUCUUGGCCCGAAGGUGGGGCCCUUUCCCGGGAAUGGGUCAACGGGCUAAUGCAUUGCUUCGAGUGGGCCUCCAGGGCGGUGCCGCCUCAGGAAUUUCCCUCCGUGCUCCCGGUUGAUGUAUUUGAUCGUCUCAUCUUAUCGGGCCACAAGAUUUUGCACAAAGAGAGGAACUGUGUGACCAUUUCAAAAGAUGAAUUGAAUUCCGAUUCCCGGGUUGUAGUUGUCGGAGACUUGCAUGGGCAGCUUCACGAUGUUCUGUUCCUGCUAAAGGAUGCUGGAUAUCCAGGAGAUGAUAGAUUCUUUGUGUUCAAUGGCGACUAUGUUGAUAGAGGAGCAUGGGGGCUUGAAACGUUUCUAUUGUUGCUAGCUUGGAAGGUUCUUUUGCCAGAUAGGAUCUUUCUUCUCCGAGGAAACCAUGAAUCUAAGUAUUGCACAUCUGUCUAUGGUUUCGAGAAGGAAGUACUCGUCAAGUAUGGAGAUAAGGGAAAGCAUGUGUACCGCAAAUGUUUAGGAUGUUUUGAGGGGCUUCCUCUUGCUUCAGUCAUUGCCGGUUGUGUUUAUACAGCACAUGGAGGACUCUUUCGUAGCAUUGUUACUACCCCAGUGAAAAGGUCUAAAGGAAAGAAGAACCGGAAAGUGACUCUCAACCCUGACCAAACUUGUUUAACUCUUGGUUCUUUUGAAGAGCUAUCUAAAGCUAGGAGGACUGUGCUUGAUCCUCCUUGGGAAGGUCAGAACUUGAUUCCUGGUGAUGUUCUUUGGUCGGAUCCAUCCAUGAGCCCGGGUCUUUCCCCUAACAAAGAAAGGGGCAUUGGUCUUCUAUGGGGUCCUGACUGCACUGAAGAAUUCAUGAAGAAGUUUGGUCUAAAGUUGAUUAUCAGGUCACAUGAAGGUCCUGAUGCUCGGGAAAAGAGAGCUGGAAUGGGAGGAAUGGAUGAAGGGUAUACUAUUGAUCAUGUUGUAAACUCUGGGCGAUUGAUUACCAUCUUUAGUGCUCCAGACUAUCCACAGUUCCAGGUAGUCUUGAUGGGCUUUUUCUACUUACACGUCUGCAUGUGCCCUAUGUAGUUGUUCCAAAAUUUUUAAGACUUUUCAAAUCUUUAUGUUUCUAUCUGUGUGCUAUCUAUUGGUAUUGAAUGUGGAUUGUAACCUUUGUGCUCCAAAGAUUGGAAUUUUAUAAAAAGAGGAGGGGGUGUUAAAUCUUCAUUGUUCACAUGCUUGAAACUUCAUCAAUGAAGAGGUAGUUGAACCACUAUUAAUUGCACUUACCAUUUAGAUGAAGAAAACUGUUUUCAGCUGCAGUGAGGAAAUGCCCAAAACCAUUAUGAGAAGUUGCAAAUGGAACUGGGAGUUCAAUCUAUGUGCAUCUUGCCUGAGGGUACUUGUUGUGGCCUUGUGGGGUAGGGUUUUGCAGGCUCCUAGGACUGACCUGUUCAAGAUUAUAACAACAGCACAUUCACAAAUUAGAACUUCUUUUCAUGUUUCCUAUGUUGCUAAAGAACAAAAAUGUAUAUGAAUCACUAAGCUAAUUUUGAAUUUCCUUGCAGCCAACUGAUGAUAGGUACCGGAAUAAAGGAGCAUACAUUGUUCUGGAGCCCCCGGAGUUUGAUACCCCAGUUUUUCAUAGUUUUGAUGCAGUUACUCCUAGACCGGCGGUGAGUUUCCUAAAUGAUCAUUUAUGCUCAAGAAAGUUCAUUUGAAAGUUUUCUCUUUAUUCUUGGAAAUCUGCCUUUUAUGGAAUCAAGAAGUGGAAUAAGCUUUAGACAGGAAAUUUAAAUUGGAAGAGUAACUAUUUGGGUUCACUGCUCGUUUAGCCUGGAAACAGACCAAAAUUUCCUUGUUUGCAUGGAUUCCACUCAUACUCAGAUCAGCAGUUGAUGACUUUGGAGUAACGUAAGAGUGAAAUUUUUUGUGGCAGGUAAAUCCCUAUUAUGACUAUGUAGAUGUGAUUGAUUCCGACGAAGAACUGGAUUUGGCAUCAAUGCAGCCUGCUACAUGAAGUGUUUUUGUUUGCCUGCACUUCUUGUACACGUAACCGAUUUGUUGUACAUGUGUUUGUAUCCUUUAUACAGUAACCAUUAUAUCUGUUGGGGUGUUUCUUUUGUAUUCUAUUCAGGGCCCCUUGAAACGAUUCCAAUGUACAACCAUUUCUGGAGGUCGAUAUAUAUAGAUAGGUAGGUUCAGACACCAGCAGGGUAAAUUUUUGAGACCUACUCGGUCAUAAUAUCUCUCAUUCUCCUACGUUUUUCAUUUGUAACAUUUUUUUUUUUUCUGUUUUAGACAUAGGAUUAUAUGCAGAUAUCAUAAGCCGAGUCACAUUAUUUAUUAACUUUCCAUUACGAGAAAAUGAAGGAAAGGUUGGUUGAUGUCAUGUGGUGGUUGCCUGCUGCUAUACAAAUCCAAAUGAUUUAUCCCCUUUGCCCUGCCCCGACUUCUUUUGGGACGGAGGGAGUAUUAUUUUUCACUCUACUGUUUAUAAUAACAUUGAUUAGGACAAAUUUUCGUCAUUGAAUCGAUCAACGUUGAUUUCCUUUUCCCCUUGAAUUCAGGAAAGCAAAACUACAGAAACAAACAUCGGGUACAAUGAUAACAUACAAACUUCAAUGGCCUGGCCUCCAUGUCUCUCCAUUAUUUCUCCUUUAAUUAUAUCUUGUUCAGUGAACCUCGUACCUUUAUUUAGUUUAUAAUUUCUGUCGGUGUUCCAUAGGUAUUCGACGGGCCACAAUGUGAGAAGUUGCAACUUUUAAAAUAAUUAUCAAACUUAUGAGAUUACUGUUUUUCUACAAGAAUUUUUUGAAAAAUAUGAGAAU
Messenger RNA from Oldenlandia corymbosa var. corymbosa, 3531 nucleotides. NCBI's taxonomy places the organism in Eukaryota, Viridiplantae, Streptophyta, Magnoliopsida, Gentianales, Rubiaceae. The record is from the annotation of a GenBank genome assembly.